Messenger RNA from Rana temporaria (common frog), 716 nucleotides. RefSeq names its product protein polybromo-1-like. The transcript has 6 exons. Gene Ontology annotation, molecular function: protein binding. Gene Ontology annotation, biological process: chromatin remodeling. Gene Ontology annotation, cellular component: RSC-type complex. The coding region runs from base 200 to 628 and encodes 142 amino acids. NCBI's taxonomy places the organism in Eukaryota, Metazoa, Chordata, Amphibia, Anura, Ranidae. The record is from RefSeq and is a predicted model, not a curated record.
UACGUACAAGAAAUGAAUUCAUCCAGAAGGGAGACUGUGAGGAAGACGAAGAGGAAGAUGAUACACAAGAUACUGCAGAAGCAGAGACCUCUCAGAAUUAUAUAAAGCCCACCCUGGAACAACUUUUGGAAUCUCUCAAUACUGCCACAGAUCCCAAUGGCAGAGUAAUCAGUGAUCUCUUUCAGAAAGUCCAUCUAAAAUGCAUUAUCCAGACUACUAUGCAAUAAUUAAGGAACCCAUAGAUCUGAAGAUGAUAUCCCAGAGGAUACAGUCUGGUUAUUAUAAAAGUGUUAAUGCCAUGGCGAAAGACAUUGAUCUGCUGGCAAAGAAUGCUAAAACCUACAAUGAACCAGGUUCGCAGGUGUUUAAGGAUGCAAAUAACAUAAAGAAACUUUUUGCCAUAAAGAAGUCAGAAAUUGAUUAUACAGAAUCUUCCAAGUCAAGUUUGCGUAGCAGGAACAAGCGACCUGCACAGGGGGAUAGACUGUCUGCUAUCACAAUGGCACUGCAGUAUGGCUCAGAGAGUGAGGAAGAUGCAAGUCUAAAUGGUAAGCUUUCUGUGGAGGGAUCCACAUCGUAUCUUAUAUUUUCAGUACCAGAUUUGCUGUUAAAGCUGUGCCAGUCAUAGUAUAACCUGACCUAAAUUUAGGAUUAUUCCCAUAAGUUUCCACUCAUAAAUUCAUCAAUCGCAACAGGGGGGAUUAAAUAUCUCACUU